Papilio machaon (common yellow swallowtail) is the source of this 1397-nucleotide messenger RNA. Its product is annotated as ABC transporter F family member 4-like. The transcript is spliced from 7 exons. Bases 144 to 1397 code for a protein of 417 amino acids. NCBI's taxonomy places the organism in Eukaryota, Metazoa, Arthropoda, Insecta, Lepidoptera, Papilionidae. The record is from RefSeq and is a predicted model, not a curated record.
CGCAUAACAAUCUAUACCGUAUAGAUAAUGAACAGUUUCAGAAAAAUCGUCUAUAUGAAAAAUGUAGAUUUGGCGAAAGCUAUGGGAAAGAAGCAGAUGUAGAAUGUGACAGACUUAUAGAAGAACGUCAUCAAAACUUGGAAAUGGGAAGAAAAAUAUUCGAAAAUGCGUAUCGAUUUCUCGAACACAGCGAAGACGACGACGAGGAGAACGAAUUUGAACAGAAACGAAGUAUAACUGAAGCCAAAGAUAAAGUAUCCAAAAAGAGGAGAAAUAUUAGUUCAAAGAAUCCGAAACGAUCCAAGAAGAUAGAAGAAACGUUUGUUGAUUCACAUAAAAAGAAGUCAGAAGCUGAAGAAAUAGAGUUAUACAUAGAUGUCGGAAUGGUAACUCCAAGAGAUAUAUAUUUAUCGUCAUUGCCACAAUACUGUGAAUACAGAACAGAAGUUCAUGUGCCUAAAUCCUGCAUCGAAGAUGAUCUUUCAAAUAUCAAAUAUUCGGCACAGAAUGACGAUGAAAUCACGAGCAUUGAAUACUCUGACAAAGAAGAAAUAUGUGAAGAAGAAUCACAAGCUUCAAUUGAACGACCUGUUUCUAAACAUUAUCAGGAAAAACCAUCAGAUCAUAAAACAACGAAGAAUAUAGAAACUGAAAAUAUUAAUGAGAAAUUUCAAAAGCCAACAUUGAAUGUCAUGACAACAGUCAUCACUGAAUUUCUUUCGUCGAUACGACAAAUAUAUGAAAAAGGCAAGAUAAAUAACGAAAAGAAAAGGAGCUAUCAAGAUUUAGAAAAAGAAAGAGUAAAGUGUCAAAAAAGGAUAGAUCGAGAACUGGCAUUCUUUAGAAGACUUACAGAACAGCAAUAUUCAGAUACGUCGUCUUCUUCUGAAGAAUUUACAGAUGACGAAGUUUUCGUAAAAAGUAAAUCCUUUACUGAAGGGACUGAAAAGAGAAAAUUUUAUGAGGCAAAACGAUCGUCAUCCCCAAUCCUCAUAUACCAUUAUUAUAGACCAGGUUGCAAAUCUAAUGAGGAGGCGACAUAUUAUGAUUCCGAUGGUUGUAUUCAAAAUUUGGACUCUAAAAAUCCAUUCAAAACUCAUAAGGAACUCAAGACUUCUCGCACGAUAGUUAGUGCAAAUAACAACGAAGCAGACGCAAAGAUUUCUGAAGAAAGAAAAUCCAAUAGGCGUUCAUUACAUUCUUUACCUUCUGAAUCCGAAAACCGAGAAAUUGUUUUAAACCAAUUCAUAAAGGAAGAAGAAGAAGAAGAAGAAGAAACACUUGAUCCUGGGCUACGAAAUACUAAUAAAUCGAAAACAAGCAACGAAAAGUUGAAAAUACAUUAUGAGCCAAUGACGAUCACAUUCGAUGCUAGAUCAAAUACUAAACCAAAGUAG